AUGGCAGCGAGUCCCAUCGCCAAGGGAGACUUGCUCUGCCCGCAGUGCACGGAGAUUUAUGUGUUCCCCGUUCGGCUUCAGUGCGGACACAACAUCUGCAAGGUGUGUCUGAAGAAAUUCUGGGACUGGAAACAGACCAGAGAAUGUCCAGUGUGCGGCGUGAUGUCGGUGCCCACGAGGCCUCCCAUCAAUCUGCCUCUGAAGAUCGCCGCGGACCACUUCAAAGAGGAGAGCAGGAGCCACGCUGAGGACACCUGUCUUCUCCACAACAAGAAGCUGGAGAUCUUCUGUCACAACGACGAGGAGCCCAUCUGCCCGGCGUGUCGGAGCUCGCGACAACACAACGUCCAUGAAUGCUGCUCACUGGAGGAGGCCGCCCAACAGAAGAGGACUGACAUUUCUGAGAAGCUGGACUUGUUAAAAAAGAAGCUCAAAGAGAUGACGAAGACGAAAGAGCAGUGGGAGGGAACCAAGCAGUACAUAAAGACUCAAGUGCAGCUGACUGAGAGGGAAAUUAAAGAAGAGUUCAAGAAGUUGCACCAGUUCCUGGAGGAUGAGGAGGCGAACCAUCUGAAGCAGCUUCAACAGGAGGAGGAAGUGAAGACCCAGGUGAUGUGCAGGAAACUGGACCACAUCGAGAGCCAGAUCAAGGCCCUGAGGACCGUCAUCGGUGAUACGGAAAGGGUGCUUGCAGAAAAGGAUUUACCAUUUCUGUGGGACUACAAGACGACAAAGAAAGGAGUCAAGUGCAACAUCGGAGAUCCAGAAUGCAUCCGAGAUAUUCUCAUCAACCCAGCAAAGACCCUUGGUUCCCUUAAGUUCAGGGUUUGGAAGAGUAUGUCGACGGCAGUGCAGUAUGUGCCCGUCACCCUGGACCCAAAUACUGCUCAUCCAAAUCUCAAGUUCUCCGAGGAGCUGACCCAGGUGCAGUUCUGCAGUAAACAGCCGGUGCCGGACAAUCUGGAGCGCUGCACGAGCCGAGUGUGCGUCCUGGCAGCCGCCGGCUACGUCUCCGGCAAGCACAGCUGGACUGUGGACGUGGGUCAGGGCAAAAACUGGUCCAUCGGAGUGGUCAGCGAGUCCAUCAAGAGGAAAACCUCGGUGUUCCCAUGUCCGCUAGAAGGCUUCUGGAUCAUUGUCCAGCAGAGUGACUCCCUGUGCGCUCAGACGUCCCCACUCACUAAACUUGUGCUGAAGACCAGCCCACGCAGGAUCAGCAUCGAGCUGGACUACGACAAGGGGAAAGUGCUUUUCAGUAAUGCGGAUGAUUCGACUCUGAUCCAUAAAUUUAAGGACAAAUUCACGGAGCGGAUCUUCCCCUACUUCUCCCCCGGACUGUAUGACGAAUAUAAGAUCUCUCACCCGCUCAUCAUCUGCCCUCGGCCCCUGAGUGAGGUCGAUGGACGACUGGGCGUUAAAAUGUAACUGUCCAUGCCUCAGAUGCAGCAGGAGCAUGAGGACCAGUUCAGACCACAGCCUCAGGGUAGAACCAAGGCCUGGCUUCAUUACGGAUGACAUGGAUUCCUUUUGCAGGACAGGCUUUGGAUUCAGGUGAUUCAGUUUUCUAUUGAAAAGUAGGUUUCAUUUUGGUAACUUUUGCAAUGAUUUCAAAAAGUAAAAACAAGGAUGAAUAAAUGCAAGAUUGUGAUUCGCUCUUUUCUAGUUCCAGAAGACGAAUGAAUAUUAUAUAUUCUAGAUGUAGAACUCCUCUGCUGGUCU
This is a messenger RNA of Synchiropus splendidus (mandarinfish), 1719 nucleotides long. RefSeq names its product zinc-binding protein A33-like. Lineage: Eukaryota; Metazoa; Chordata; Actinopteri; Syngnathiformes; Callionymidae. The coding region runs from base 1 to 1425 and encodes 474 amino acids. The transcript is spliced from 6 exons. The record is from RefSeq and is a predicted model, not a curated record. Gene Ontology annotation, molecular function: zinc ion binding; protein binding.